Cuscuta epithymum is the source of this 1995-nucleotide messenger RNA. The record is from the annotation of a GenBank genome assembly. NCBI's taxonomy places the organism in Eukaryota, Viridiplantae, Streptophyta, Magnoliopsida, Solanales, Convolvulaceae.
UCUUUCUCCAGUCCAACUCUCCCAAAACUAAUCUGACUUGCUUUCUACGGAGUUCUUCUCUGUUACCUCUCUCCUCUUUCUACCAGUUCAAACAAAGCAAGCGUUGGCGGAAGUUUUGAAAAAGAAGCUCUUUUGGGCGUCCGAGGUUGUUGUUUGGACAAAGCGACGUCGUAUGCGGAGGUAGAAGGAUCAUUUAAAGCGGCUGAUUCUGUGCUUGAUACGGAUUGAUUCAAAUAUACCUUUUAUUGCCUUCUUUCCAAACGCUUUCGAGUUAUGCCUUUCCUUUCCCUUUACACGAAGACCACACCCACUUUUUUGAAUUCCAUUCCUUGUUCGGGUUCUUGAAAAAAAGCUGCCUUUUUUUUCCUCUGCUUCUUAGCGCCGCCUUUGAUCCUCUGAUCACCAUGAAGCCGUUCAGCUCUGUUUCUUCUGCACUGUCAGAUCCUAAAACUAGAUCAUGCCUCUGCAGUCUUUUUGUCACCAUUGCGCUAAUUUGCAGUGUAUACUUCACAGCAAAUGUAUAUUUUGGAAGAGAAUUUAAGAUACCUUUCCGGUCUGGAACAAGUCACUCAAAACAAAGUGCUAAAUCGUGUAGAAAUGAGGUUUCAUCUGCAAUGGAUGUAAAAAUAAAUGACACCAAAAAUAAUUUCGAGACUGGUAAAUGCAUGGAAAAAUGCAGGCCUAUUGGUAGUGAGGCACUUCCGGAGGGGAUUGUUUCGGCAACAUCAAAUUUGGAAAUGCACCCCUUGUGGGGCCCACUCACCGAAAAGGAGGAGUCAAACCAUCAGGUGAGUUUGCUGGCCAUUCCUGUUGGGAUAAAGCAAAAAGAGUUAGUGAACCAAAUCGUUAAGAUGUUUCUAGAGGAUGAGUUUGGUGUGAUGCUAUUUCAUUAUGACGGUGUUGUCGAUGAAUGGAAUGAUCUUGAAUGGAGUAAGAAAGUCAUACAUGUAUCUGCCGUGAAUCAAACAAAAUGGUGGUUUGCGAAGCGUUUUUUGCACCCAGAUAUAGUUACUGAAUAUGAGUAUAUCUUCCUAUGGGAUGAGGACCUUGGAGUAGAAAAUUUUCACCCUAAAAGGUAUGUAUCAAUUGUGAAAGAAGAGGGUCUUGAAAUAUCUCAGCCUGGACUCGAUCUUCAUAAAUCGGAGGUGCAUCAUCGUAUUACAGUGCGCAAAAGGAAUUCUAAAGUUCACAGGAGGUUUGUUACAUCCAAUGCCAAUGGAUGCAAAAGCAACAGUAGUGCUCCUCCUUGUGUAGGAUGGGUAGAAAUGAUGGCUCCUGUAUUUUCGAAAGCUGCUUGGCGUUGCGCAUGGUACAUGAUUCAGAAUGAUUUUAUUCACGCGUGGGGUUUGGAUAAAAAGCUUGGCUAUUGUUCACAGGGUGAUAGGACAAAAAAAGUUGGAAUUGUUGAUGCAGAGUAUAUAUACCAUUUGGGUCUUCCUACACUUGGUGGUGAUUCUCAUAGAAUCAAGCUGAGUUCUCCCGAGCUUUCCCGGCCAAGAAAGAACUUCACUGAUUCAGAAGCAAUGGGAACUCCACCAUCAGUCCAUAAAACAGAUAAUAACAAUAACAGACCUGAGGUAAGGAAGCGAUCCUAUGAUGAAAUGAAGGCUUUCGAUAAUCGGUGGAAGAGGGCCGCCCAACAGGAUAAAUGUUGGGUUGAUCCAUUUAAGUAAACAAAGCACAACAAGAACAACAUUACUGUACAGGAGGAGCUGCUCCGUUAUGGCACUGGGAAGCUCUUGGAAUUAGUUGAGAAAGGAAAGUCCUUUUUAUAAUUCUUUUCUUUGCUUCUGUUUUUAUAUAGUUUUUGGCUUGUUACAAAUACAACAGGUUUUCUUGGAAUUUGAUUAUAGUUUAUUUAGAUGUCUCCUAUUACUUUUUGAACAAUGUAUAUUCAUUUAUAAUUCUUUUAUGGUUGUAUAUAACUAUAUAUCAAAUCAAUGUCUAUGUAUUCACAUUUUAAAUAUUAAUUAAUGCCACCAGAGAGUAUCAUCA